CCUCGACUGCUCCCUGAUUGACGAGAUGUUGUGGCCCGCCCCUUGGUGGGUGCCUUGCUUGGGCUCCGACUUCGGUCCCCAGAAGCCAUGCUCACGUCAUCGUCCUCCUCCAGCUCCGACACAUCAGACCCCAUGUCAAACUGUCGAGUUAGCAGUGCUAGCGCCCGCCGAGCGAAGCAAAAGGUUUUCGGCGCGGCGAAGCCUGCUCAGGCGUCGAACUCACUAGCUUCUGGCGAGCUCGGCUGGCCGUCGCUCGCUUCGUCGAACCCUUCGUCGUCGACGUCGUCGCUGCGGCCUUACCCCUAGCUCCUCGUCCACCCCUUGGUGGCGGGACGUCCUCUUCCGACUCCUCGAGCCUAAAAGUAGAGUUAGCCCAUCAACGAUACCUGCCAUGAAACGAGGUCGACGUACAUGCUAUCCUCAGCUUCGGCGAGUCAGCG
Cutaneotrichosporon oleaginosum is the source of this 440-nucleotide messenger RNA. RefSeq lists its product as uncharacterized. Lineage: Eukaryota; Fungi; Basidiomycota; Tremellomycetes; Trichosporonales; Trichosporonaceae. The record is from RefSeq and is a predicted model, not a curated record.